AUGGAAUCACUGAUGGCUCCCAAACCGUUCGCAGGCAACGACUCUGCUGCUAUUCUCGAUGGUUACGGUAAUGCCUCGUUGUCGUCGUCGAUUCGUGUGUUCUAUCCGAUUGUUCUGUUCAUGUCAAUGCUAUCAAGUGGAGAGUCAUUCGGUAUGCUUCAGCUAUGCUCCAGCUUGCCUUCAUUUCAAUGCAACUUCCUUAUCUACCUCUUAAUUGCUUAUAAAAUGCAACGUAUUGAUAGGAACUAUGAUAGGAUUUUCGACACAACUGAGGAAGGAAGCUGUCAUUGUUAG
This is a messenger RNA of Haemonchus placei, 294 nucleotides long. The record is from the annotation of a GenBank genome assembly. Lineage: Eukaryota; Metazoa; Nematoda; Chromadorea; Rhabditida; Trichostrongylidae.